This is a messenger RNA of Myripristis murdjan (pinecone soldierfish), 1103 nucleotides long. RefSeq lists its product as uncharacterized. The record is from RefSeq and is a predicted model, not a curated record. The transcript is spliced from 6 exons. Lineage: Eukaryota; Metazoa; Chordata; Actinopteri; Holocentriformes; Holocentridae. The coding region runs from base 367 to 1005 and encodes 212 amino acids.
GUCCCAUUAGUCCUUUGUUCCAUGCUAAUAAACUGUCUUUUUGAGUGCACUGGUGCAUGACUUUACACUCCAUGCACCUGCUUUCUUAAUGGGGGGUAACAUGAUUCCCAGGACAACCGUUGCCAAUGCAAAACACUCAGUUGAGUCAACAGGCAUCUGGCAGUUUAAUGUCUAACUAGCUGUGAGAAAAAAGUAUUUUGCCAUUUCCAUAUAUAUAGACUGAUCUGUUUUACAGCUGUAUUAAGAUUUAUGAGGAUUGAACUGCUGCUUUAAGAAGAAAAUUCAACUGUGCAUGAGGAAUUAGGGUUUAGAGGAAUCUCUUAACUCCACUGGUGGGUGUGCAGAGGAGACAGCCUGGACAACACAAUGAAACUACCUGUCAUCUCUGUGGUUUCCACACCAGUGUCAGUUCCUUAUGUCACACCCCCUGUCCACCAGAGUGGCUGCAUGCUGGUGGCAUCACCCCUGGCAUUGCCAACCAUCUCAAGCUCUACCCAGUCCCUUACAGACAUUCAGAUUAUCCCCAGACUGAACCCUUUACAUCCACCUCCGGUGUGUAAACGCACCGUCCGUCUAGAAACACCCGCUGUUCACCACCACAACCAUCAGAGGACACUGAUCAUGCAGAGGAGAGAGCAUUACAGGUAUCAUCAAGUGUGGCGAAAACCUCUCUAUGGGACCAGCAGUGAAAGGGAGGAAUAUAGGAAGGAGAUGCGUGAACAGCUAAAGAGACAGAUAGAGGAGAAAUGUGUUGCACUGAGGCUGCAGCUGGCCAGUCAAGUGAGGGAGGCAGAGCAUUUACGGGAAGUGGACCGCCUUGCUCUAUCAAGUGAAAGAGAGCAAAGGAUCCAGCACAGCAGAGCAAUGACACUGUACAGGGAUGAGAAUAAAAAGCUAAUGGAGCAGAGCUGGAGGGACAGAGCACUAACUCGCUCCCAGGAGGCACUAAAGGAGAGAGAGCUGCUCCGCCUCAACCCCAUUAACUGGAGUGGAACACUGAAAUAGGCUGAAUAUCAGUGUUCAGAGUCAAACCACAGGCUCAGGCCUCACGGACUGUUUCCACUUGAAAAUGGAUCAGAAUAGCAGAUGAUUCACCUCGUAAU